AUGCUUACCGUAGAAAAGGUAUCUUGGGUGAGGCACCGGGACAUCCAUCUUCUCACUGUCGGCAGAUACACAUACACUUCCGACCAGAGAUUCGAGGCUGUUCAUACGCCCCACACAGAAGAGUGGACUUUGAGGCUGAGAUAUCCUCAGAAAAAGGACAGCGGAAUCUACGAGUGUCAAAUAAGUACUACACCACCCAUAGGACAUUUCGUGUUUCUCAGCAUUGUAGCCCUGUCUUUGGCUGAACGUACUGAGACUGAGGUGGUGGUUGUUGGAGAGGACAUCGACCUGUUGGUCAUCCUUACGGGUCUUUGUCUACGAGAUAACGUAUUCUUCCUGAAACCAGGGAAGGGAAAUGUUCCUCCAACCACCUACUCUCCUAUGCAUGCUCUGACAAACAAAACCAUAAGAGAAUACAUCAUGUUUCUUCAUGCAAUGAGUGGUUGUGAUACAACUUCAGCACCUUACAACCAAGGAAAGUUCGUGAAAACUGUCACCAAAAACCCCAACCUUGCUGAUGUUGUGAGUGUGUUCAAAAACCCUGAGGCAACUCCAGAAAGCAUUGCAACAGCAGGGGAGAGAUUCCUGGUCAACCUGUACGGCUUCACAGGAAGGACUGAGCCGUCGAUAAACUGUCUGAGGUAUAUUAAUUAUGCGAAGGCAGCUUUCAAGACUUCAUCAAAAAUAGCUGCACUACCACCAUCAGCUGCUGCAGCCACACAGCACAGUUUUAGGGUAUAUCUCCAAGUGCAGCAAUGGCUGGGAGUUGAGAAGAAUGCCGAAGAUUGGGGUUGGAAACGAGCAACAAAUGGCCUGGAACCGAUCAAUUCUCUACAAGCCCCUGCUCCUCUCGAACUACUGCGUCUGGUGUCAUGUAGAUGCAUCAAGACGUGGGCAAAGAAAUGUAGUUGCAAAAAAGCAGGCCUCGAUUGCACAAAUCUGUGCAUCGACUGUGAGGGGUCCUGCAACAAUGUGACAAUCGAGGCAGAUCUCACUAUUCCCCCUAAUGACGGGCCAUUCGACGUCGAAGUACAGGAUGAACUGGGCUUCACCUUCGCCCCGGUAGUUGAGACCAUCGAAAAGAGUAUGGACAAGGAGGAUGAAGAGCCAAUCACCGAGAUCCUCGGCAGCCCCGAGCUGUUCAUCAACCUCGGCUCCACCAUCAACCUCACCUGCGUGGUCCGGUACGCCCCAGAACCUCACUCGAACAUCGUCUGGUCGCAGAACUCGGAGCUGAUCAACUUCGACUCGCCCAGGGGUGGCAUCAGCCUAGUUACUGAGAAGGGGCUGGUCACCACUAGCCGACUGUUGAUCCAGAAGGCCGGAGAACAUCCUGCGGCUAUGCACCACGGCCACGGAUCGCUGACUGGCCUGUCCCACGUGACACUCCUGCUGAGCCUCGUCGUUUUGUUGAUCGUGCUGCCGCACACGUAG
Molecule: messenger RNA, 1434 nt
Organism: Phaedon cochleariae (mustard beetle)
Lineage: Eukaryota; Metazoa; Arthropoda; Insecta; Coleoptera; Chrysomelidae
Source: the annotation of a GenBank genome assembly